Messenger RNA from Galleria mellonella (greater wax moth), 1860 nucleotides. Its product is annotated as sensory neuron membrane protein 2. Gene Ontology annotation, cellular component: cytoplasm; membrane. The record is from RefSeq and is a predicted model, not a curated record. NCBI's taxonomy places the organism in Eukaryota, Metazoa, Arthropoda, Insecta, Lepidoptera, Pyralidae. Bases 285 to 1850 code for a protein of 521 amino acids. The transcript is spliced from 10 exons. Gene Ontology annotation, molecular function: scavenger receptor activity.
GGUACUAUCGUUGUAAUCGUUGUCUAGAUACAUAAGAAGAUAGACGGAUACGUGUGCCGUGCAGUCAAAUUAAUUAGCAUAAGUUAAUAAAUAUUAAUAUAUUUUGAAAAUAAAUUAAAUAUAUGCAAAGUAAACUCUGAAAAAAAAAAUACUUGUAUCGUUCGUACAGCGCGAGUGAAUUAGACGUGACGCAUUUAAAUUUUGGGUGUGUAUUUUAAAAUCAACUAAUUGCUUUAUCGUUGAGUUUUGGACAUACUAUAUGAGUUUUUAAAAUAAACUUAAUCAUGUUGGGUAAACGUUCGAGAUUGUUCUUCGGGAUUUCGGUGGGAGCUUUGAUUAUAUCAAUCAUAUUGGCUGUAUGGGGAUUUCCGAAGAUCAUCAGAAGUCAAAUUCAAAAGAAUAUACAACUGGACAAUUCGUCGAUGAUGUACGAGAAAUGGCGGGUGUUGCCGAUGCCUCUCAAGUUCAAAAUAACCGUGUUCAACGUCACCAACACAGAGGAAAUUAACAACGGCAAGAAACCAAAAUUGCAAGAAAUCGGCCCAUUCGUGUAUAAAGAAUACCGAGAGAGGACGGUAUUGGGUUACGGUGACAACGACACGAUCAAAUAUAUGCUCAAAAAAACGUUUAUUUUCGACGCCGAAGAGAGCGCUCCGUUUUCAGAAGACGAUAUGGUGACCGUUAUAAAUUUUUCAUACAUGGCGGCCUUAAUAACAAUUAACGAUAUGAUGCCGGCAUUAGUUUCAACCCUGAACAUGGGAUUUCAAGAGAUGUACUCGCAAUAUGGGUUGGAUGACCCUUUCAUAACUGUCAAGGCACGAGAUCUAUUCUUCGAUGGAUUGUUCCUCAAUUGCAGAGGGAAUCAUUCCUCUUUAGCCCUUAUAUGUUCCCAAAUCAGUACCACUAGUCCACCCACGAUGCGCCCCACAGAAGAUGGGAGCGGAUUCUAUUUCUCCAUGUUUUCGCACUUAAACAGAACAGCGUCAGGCCCUUACAGCAUGGUGCGAGGCAUAGAGAACGUGAAGGAACUAGGUCACAUCGUGUCCUAUAAGGAAAAGACAUUCAUGAACAACUGGGGUUCUGACCCUUACUGUGGACAACUCAACGGUUCAGACUCGUCGAUAUACCCGCCGAUAGAUGAGAACAAUGUCCCGAAGAGAUUGUAUACAUUCCAACCUGACAUAUGCAGAUCUAUUUACGUAGACUUCAUGAGCAAAACCAAUAUUUUCAACAUGUCUGCAUACUACUAUGAGCUCUCGGAGUCAGCUUUCGCGUCUAAAAGUGCUAAUCCCGACAACAAAUGCUAUUGUAAAAAGAAUUGGAGCGGCAACCACGAUGGGUGCCUUCUGAUGGGCGUGAUGAACCUCUUCCCCUGUCAGCAGGCUCCUGCUAUAGCGUCUCUGCCACACUUCUACCUAGCCUCAGAGGAACUGCUCGAAUUCUUCGAUGGAGGCAUCAAACCCGAUAAAGAAAAACACAAGAGCUAUAUAAUGUUAGAACCGAACACAGGCGCAGUCCUGAAAGGUGUACAGCGUUUGCAAUUCAACGUGGAACUGAGGCAGAUGAAGAUACCGCAGCUGAUGAAAGUACCCACGGGCCUGUUCCCAAUGCUCUGGAUAGAGGAGAGCGCGGAAGUGCCGCCCUCUAUACAAGAGGAGCUACAACAAAACCUAAAACUGAUCGGAUACGCCAACACGGCUCGGUGGGUGAUACUAGCACUAGCAAUUAUCGCGGCGGUGGUGAGCACCAUAGUUGUAGUUCGGGCCACACUGCCCGGAUGGUCUGGAAGGAACUCCGUGUUUGUACUGCGACCAACCAAUGUUAAUGGAAUUGAUCUCAAUAAAGGAUAGAUUAAUUGUA